AUGAGUCUAGCAUGUCUGGUUUGCCACAGCAUAGAAAGCCCGUCACAUUCGUUCAGAAGUUACUCUGUUUCGAGUUCAGACAAUGAAGGAAGAUGCUCUGUGGUUGCCAGUUGCUUGACCAGAAAAUUUUCUCUUCCGAAUCCUAGUAUCACAUCGUCUAAGGUCAUGCCCCAGCCGAUUAUUUCGAGCGGUGGAGGGGUCACGGGGGCUCCACGCCUCGUUCGAAGCCGAGCUGUAAGAAGAGACCUCGUGAGAGACUGGGAUUUUGGUGGAGAAAUGGAGGACUAG
Messenger RNA from Striga hermonthica, 288 nucleotides. NCBI's taxonomy places the organism in Eukaryota, Viridiplantae, Streptophyta, Magnoliopsida, Lamiales, Orobanchaceae. The record is from the annotation of a GenBank genome assembly.